GCCAUGGCCCACUUGAAAAUUAAGGAUCAGAGCGCGUUCCGGCCGUCUCUCUCUCCUCCUCUCAGUCUUGGCCGCGUGCAUGACUCGUCGGAGGGUGUGAAACGGCUGUCACGUGCUGUGGAAUAAGGGGUCUUGCCGUUCACGGAGAAGGAAGACCACCAUCUUCACGGAGCAUUCUUUCUCUGGAGAAAAACCAUUUUCCUCCCUCGUCCUCACCCGAUUCUCACUCGAGAUCGCCUUUCGCCGCUGUUCAUCGUCUCCUCGAGUUUUGCCGUCGCCGCUUCGUCUCCUGUCACUCUCUCAGUUCGGCCGCCACGAAGAGGGCCCCCCUCGGCCUGGCCCUCGACCUCAGAGACUCGAACCGAGCUCUUCGAAUCCGAAGCCCGUGCUCACCCCCACAAGCGACGUGUCCCAAAAUUUCCCAAGCGCUGAUUGGACUGGUGAUCGUAGUCAAGAAUAUCUGCUCUGCAAGGGGAUGCGGCUCCUGAAAGCUUGACUCGCCGGAAUCAACCCCCAAAACCAGAAUGAACGGAGAGAGUAACCACUGUGCAAUCACGGUGACCGGGCGCAGCUGGUCUUCUCGCGUGGAGGACCGGUUUCAGCAGAAGCCGGCUCUUCUGAGGCCCUCGGCCGGCACCUACUCUUGCUACAUCUUUAGAGCGCCCAAGAGCCAGGUGGAGAGCAACCCCAACGCUUACAAGCCCCAGAUUGUGUCCAUUGGCCCGUACCAUCACGGGAAACAGCAGUUGGAGUUGAUUGAGCAGCACAAAACUCGAGUGUUCUCCACACUGCUCGAUCGGACCGGAGGUCGCAGGGGCCUGGAUGGUUACUUCACGGCUGUUGCCUCGCUGGAGACCAACAUACGGAAUAGCUACUCAGAGGCCCUCGAUUAUGAAACCUCGGAUUUGAUUGAGAUGAUGGUUCUCGAUGCUUGUUUCAUCGAGUUAUUUCGCGUCCUCUCCGUCCGCGUCCCCACCGAGAAGAUUACACAGUAUGAUGACGACCCCUUGUUCUUCACGCCAUGGAUUGUAUCGUCCCUCAUGAUUGACCUCCUCCUGAUUGAAAACCAGAUCCCGUUCAUCGUUCUUCAAGAGAUCUAUGCAUUAUCCAAUUCUCCUUCUGAUGCCAACCGCUCCCUCAAUGAGAUCGCCUUACAGUUCUUCAACCGCGCGCUUCAAUGGCCUGAGGAACAUCUCCAGAAGCACUACAGAGUCCCCAAUAUCACGCACUUGCUCGACUUGUUCCGACUGUGCUUGGUCGGCCAUUUGGGCAUCGAAAAAUCCCCAGAGGUCAAGGUCGAUGAAGAGUUGCUGCAACUGAUUUCCUCUGCGAAUCAGCUGCUUCAGGUGGGGAUAAAGUUUGAACCAAGGAAGAGCGAGAACCUAAUAGACGUCGUGUUUGAUCACGGAGUGCUCCGGAUCUGUCCUUUGACUCUCGACCUUUUCACCAGUUCCUUCUUCCUCAACUGCGUGGCUUAUGAGCAGUGCUACCUUUACUGCUCCAAGCACAUCAGCACUUACGUGGUCUUCAUGAGAUGUCUCAUGGGCACCGCGGCGGAUGCAGUGGCCCUGUCUCAGUGCGGCAUAAUCAUGAACCUUCUCGGGGCCGACAAGGAGGUCGCCAGGUUCUUCAAUGAUCUUGCUAAGGAUGUCCAGUUCGAUAUCGAGUUGAACUACUUGACCGAGGUAUUCAGGCAAGUCAACCAGUACCAUCGGAACAAGUGGCGGUUGCGAUGGGCGGGAAUCAAGCGCGAGUACUUUGGCAGCCCCUGGUCCUUCAUUUCGGCGGCUGCUGCUUUCAUUCUCCUAGUUCUUACAGUUAUCCAGGCCUUCUUCACCAUUUACCCUUAUUAUCAUCCCAAGUAGUGACCAGGCUCUGCGACACAGCUUCAGCGAUAUGUAUGAUGUUGAUGUACCAUCCAGUUAGUUUGGAGAAAUCAGACCAGUAAAAUUUGUGGUUCAUAUC
Eucalyptus grandis is the source of this 1965-nucleotide messenger RNA. RefSeq names its product UPF0481 protein At3g47200. Lineage: Eukaryota; Viridiplantae; Streptophyta; Magnoliopsida; Myrtales; Myrtaceae. The coding region runs from base 525 to 1865 and encodes 446 amino acids. The transcript is spliced from 2 exons. The record is from RefSeq and is a predicted model, not a curated record.